AUGGAAGAGAGAAAGCUGGAAUUGAUUGUUCAAGACGUGGCUACCAUAAUGCGACAAAUUAUGCUCGAGAAGGAUAUACAUUUUGGUGUUUUCACGCCGAUUGAGGGGUUGCAUAUUGAAGUGCACGAAGAAAUUGGUAAGGGCCAUAACGGGAUCACAGUCUAUGAGGGCGAAUAUAAAGGUAAUCCUGUUGCCGUGAAAACCUUCCCUUGUGGUCACGUUGACGUAGAGGAGGGCACUGUCAACUUCAUACACAUGCGCCCACAUCGAAAUGUGGUAUCUAUUCACAAAGUAAUCCAGAGCUACAGGGGAUACGGGUUAAUUGUUCAAGAGCGAUGUGAUUUUAGUCUGCAGAAUCUCAUCGUCGCGCUCCGCCCUUCUUCUGAUUUCGAUAUGAUGCCUGGUGAUGCACCCGCAGUGGUUGUUCACAAAAAGAAGCUUUCAUCUCUCAAGGAUAGGAUGCGGAAGUUUGAGUUGUGGACAGCUAAUGGUCAUCCCUCGCAGACGUUGUUGAAACUAAUGGAGGAUGUGGCAUUAGGACUGGAUCACUUCCAUAAAUCUGGUAGAGUUCAUGGAGACUUGAGACCUGAAAAUGUGUUGAUUGUUAAAGAAGAUCACGAACGUCUAUCUGCGAAGCUAUCUGACGCGGGGAUUACCGGAUAUCAAACAUGGAUGGGAAAUCUUGCCCCUGGUCGUGCAAAACAGUUACUUCAUGGUCAGAGCCCUACACCGGAAACAGACAUGUUCUGCUUCGGUCGUCUCUUGCUCUUUUGUGCCUAUGAUGGACAGCAUCAAUUCGAUGCCUUUCGAGAUCCUGACGAGAAUACUAAGAAAAAUAGUGAGAAUCACGAUAUAGAAAAAUUGGAUUUGAACGUCGAAGUCAAGCUCCUCAUCAAGCGUUUGCUAAAUCCGCUUCCUCAGUCGAGGCCAACCAUAUCGGACGUGCUUAUUGAUCCAGCUUUUUGGAGUCCAAGCACGAGGAUGGACUUUCUAUCUGAAUUCUUCGCUAUCGUACAGAAGUUAAGGGGAGAUGAUCCUCAAAGCAUGGUUCUUACAAUAUUAUCUACCAAGAAGCACAAUUUCUUUGAUGUAACGUGGAAAGAGGGUUGGAAAUCCGGCAUAGAGGAUCGUUAUUUGGCUAUCCUAGCAGAUGCAAAUGUGCACUAUAACUUUCAGUCUGCCGAGCACUUGUUGCGAAUGGUGAGGAACGCGUGGGCUCACAGGCAGGAAGUUUCGGCAGGCCUGGAGCCCGGCGAGAGUUUAGAGACCUUCUUCACCAAAAGAUUUCCCAAUCUCUUGAUGGAGUCAUACCAAGUGGCUUUCAAUUACUUACAAAGAUAUCGAUACCUUGGGAAGUUCUUUACAAGGGACAAGCGUUGA
Messenger RNA from Rhodamnia argentea, 1380 nucleotides. Its product is annotated as serine/threonine-protein kinase/endoribonuclease IRE1b-like. The record is from RefSeq and is a predicted model, not a curated record. The transcript is spliced from 5 exons. Gene Ontology annotation, molecular function: protein serine/threonine kinase activity; ATP binding; RNA endonuclease activity. NCBI's taxonomy places the organism in Eukaryota, Viridiplantae, Streptophyta, Magnoliopsida, Myrtales, Myrtaceae. Gene Ontology annotation, cellular component: IRE1-TRAF2-ASK1 complex. Gene Ontology annotation, biological process: IRE1-mediated unfolded protein response; mRNA processing; protein phosphorylation. Bases 1 to 1380 code for a protein of 459 amino acids.